GUAUCGUUUCGGUAACAAAAUCGAUACGUAUACUGAUAUGAUAUUGACAACUUUAGUCCUAGUUCAAAGCAUUAUGUAUACCCCACGCUACCGAGGUGUUCUUAUUUGAUCUUCCUCUCUAAAUUUAGCAUAUCAUAGCCAAGUUUAAUCCUUUCUCCUCCAGGCCACCUGUUGUCUCUCUUCUGGUAACAAGUUUCAUGCUAAAAGUAGUAGUUGGUAGCUUUUAACUUCUUUUCCUCAAUUCUCAUUCCCAACUUCACAAGUGCUGAUUCAUUUUUGUAACCUUAUAUUUUUAAAAAGAACAGCAUAAGAAAGGAAUUCAAAAACAUGCAAAUGGGUAAUGAAGAACAUGCAAUAGAUGUGAAUUAUUUGGAUGAGGAAGAUGCUAUCAUAUCCAAGGGUUGCAUCUUCAAAAUUCCGGGACUUGAUGCAGCCUUAGAAGAGACCAAGCUAGUUGAGAUGAAAGAUACUAAUUGGAAUACUAUCCAAAAGAAGGCAGCAAGUCAAAUUUGGCUAGCACUUGCACCGAAGGUGAAAUAUAAUGUCCUUUUAGAGACCACUCCAAUAGGCAUGUGGAGGAAGCUUGAAGAGAUAUAUGCUUCAAAAUCUUUAACCAAUCGAUUGUGUUUAAAGAUGGAGCUAUAUCAAUUGAAGAUGGUAGAAGGCACUAACAUUCACAAGAACUUAUUUGAUUUCAACAUGAUGGUGACACAAGUAGUGAAUGCUGAGGAUAUUCUAGAAGAAGAGGAGAAAGCUUUGCUUUUACUUGCAUCCUUGCCAAAGUCUUACAAGUCCCUAGUGCAAAGCAUGCUAGUGGGUAAGACUACAUUGGUGAUGAAAGAUGUCACAACUAUGUUGUUGGAGAAUGAUAAGUUUUUCAAGGAAGAUGACUGUGCCAAUCAAAAUAAUGCUUUGGUGAUGGAGCAAUCUUGGGGAAGAUCCUAUGGACGUGGAGGUGGAGGAAAUCGAGAAAGGUCAAAAUCUAGACCUAAGAAGGAUUAUGGUGAAGUGCAAUGUUUCUAUUGUAGUGAGUUGGGUCACAAACAGUAUAAAUGCCUAAAGUUUAAGGAGGAUUUUUCUAAUAUGAAUAUAUUGAUGAAAAGUCAAGAAACCAAGGGCAAGGGGGAGGCUAAUAUUGUUGAAGAAAAUGUGGUUGAAGUAUUAGCUUAUGAAGAGUGUGAUCUUGAGGGGGAGCUUGGCGAAAUAACGGUAGCUACUGGCGAAAAGGUGAAUAUUGAAGGUAUAGGCGAUGUUCGUCUCAAUGUUCACAAUGGGAGAGUCAAGAUUCUCGAAUGGUACAAGUAUGUUGGAAAGCAAGAAUGGUGCAAGGUCUACAAAGGUGGAAGACUUGUUCUGCAUGGGAGGAAGAACAAGCACAACACCUAUGUGCUUGAGCAACAUCCGGAGAAAGGGCUUAACAAGACCAUGAGGAAAAUGGUGUGGAAGCCUAAAGGGAUCUUGGUAGAUGGCAGAGAAAUUAAUAAGACCAAGAAGAAGGUGAGUUUCAACAAUAAGGUGGUGUUUGAUGAUGGUUUGAGGAGACUGAUUUUUCAUUUCCCAAAUCCAGUGGCAAAGAUGAAGGAGUUGGAAGAAGCUAUCAACGAGGCACAUAGUAAGGCUAGAGAAAGCUAUGAGGGAGACGAUGUUAUGCGCUUGAGGAUGUUUGCGAGGGAGAUCAGGAUAUUCAAGAGGGAGUUAUUGAUGCUGCCGAAGAAAAUUUUGACAAAAUGUUGCCACUUGAUGGUUGUUUUAUUAUCGAGUUGUUUUGGAAGGCUAUUGGAGAGAGUCUCUGGAAAAAAGGCUACUUUGGUUGAACUUGCAAUUGGGUUCUUUGGCUCCACUUUUUCACAAGAUCAACCUCAAAUACUGGUAGAGCUUCUUUCCAACAGCUCAAACUCGCUGAAGUCGGUGGCCCUCUCCUUCAAUGGUCCAGCUGCGUAUGAUGUACUAUCUAACUUUGAAGAGCACUGGAUGAAGGGUGCCGAUCCCUAAGGAAUCAAGAAGUUGAAGAAUAGUCAUAUGAUGAUGUUUUUUGCUGCUUAGGUUAGAAAGAAUUCCAGACAUCAUGGGGUUGUUGUCUUCCAUAUUCAGCUAAUUUUCCAUGAGAGUAAGAAAUGGAAUUGGUGAGAUUGAAGUCUUAGUUCAUUAAGAAAUACUACUCUAUUAGAGUAAUUUAUCUUGAAUUUUCUUUUCUUUAUUUACUGAUAAAAAGAAAAUUUUAUC
This is a messenger RNA of Rubroshorea leprosula, 2223 nucleotides long. Lineage: Eukaryota; Viridiplantae; Streptophyta; Magnoliopsida; Malvales; Dipterocarpaceae. The record is from the annotation of a GenBank genome assembly.